CUGUUCGCUACUCCAAGCGCCAGGAGCAGGCAUAGCCAUGCUUCAUCAAGCGCCGCAUCUCAACCGACCUGGAGAUCUCCCGUGUCCGGUGCACUGAAUAGCCGGCUUUCGGGACGAACGAUCGAUGAUCAGUGGCGAGAACGAAAGGGUAGAAUAUAAUACAAGGGUCGUGUCGUUUGCCCUCUUGACACUCACACAUCCCAGCCAGUCUGGAUGUCAUCCCGCGAACCCCACCGAUCCCGCGUGGACAGAUGGGCGUGGCACACCGGGUCAGACCCUGAGCAACCCAGGAGAACCCACCCCACCUCGCUGUCAAACCGAAAUGCUAAAAGGGAGCUAGAAGCGCUGUCACCAAUCUGGACGACAUUCGAUGUCGACGCUGUCGCAUCCUCUAGCUGCAACGGAUUGGGCCACAAUCAGGCACACAGAACAUGUCACCAUGACUCGGUUCUAUAUCGUACUGUAACCUUCAUCGUAUAUCACAAACGCGAAGACUUGUGUCCUGAACUCCGGCAGCACGGAGACGUACGCUCCACCGUUCGAUACUUCCGAGGCUACAACGCCGUCUCGCGAUUGGCAACCGAAAUGCGCGGCACCGCCGUCUCACCAGCACCAUCGCUGCGGCCGUUGACGUACAUACUACAUACACGGUGGCCAGGUCGGCCGCAUCUGCAAGCGACAGCGUUUCCGGCAAGCUGGUCCUCUCUUCCCUUGGCUACCGCUCCACACGUUAUUGCUCGCCUCGAACGGCAUCUGCGUGAGGUCACCACACCCCCCGCUCAUCGGAAAACCAAUCGAAGGGUAAUGCUGGCACUAACGAACCGUUGCUCAUGCCGCAGCGUACUCAUUGGGGAGGAAACAAGCUUCGAUAUGUGGCUGCUCGCCGAGUGCCCAUACGACGGACGGCUCACGACAAGUGGUGGUAAUAUACAAGAAUUCGCUUACUCUGGCCUGUCCCGAAAGCUAGCUACCAUACCCUAUGCAAGCAUCGCGCGCCCUGCUAUUCCCUCACACAGCCGCCACUACCUAUGCGCGAGACUGACUGCUGCGCAAUCUAACCAUCCUAUGCAAUUGGGUGUCGCUGCAACCCUAGUCUUACAAAGCCGAGUCCGGCUGUUUAUUCCACCAACACCGCCUGAAAACGGCAACCAGCCAAACAAUUAAAAUAGAAAAAUGAACCAUCUAGAGUAGAGAUGCGGUAUCGAGAGGAGGGAGGGUUGUGUGUGUGUGUGUGUGUUGUGGUUGUUGUUGAUAUGCCGUAACAUUUUUAUGCGGGUUCGUCUAACCGUCCGGCUUUGGUUCUCCUUUUCCACCAAACUGUGUCCGUUCAGUCUGUCAUCCGUCGCCCCUUGGCAAUCUUUACCUUGCCAGAUC
Messenger RNA from Colletotrichum phormii, 1374 nucleotides. RefSeq lists its product as uncharacterized. Lineage: Eukaryota; Fungi; Ascomycota; Sordariomycetes; Glomerellales; Glomerellaceae. The transcript has a single exon. Bases 214 to 1164 code for a protein of 316 amino acids. The record is from RefSeq and is a predicted model, not a curated record.